UACGCGGCACUCGCGAGGACGUUAGCCCGCCGACCGCCGGCCGCCGCACACGCGUCGCGCGCGUUACCAUGUCCCGCGCCCGUUCCAUGUGUUAAACUGUUAAAGUUGUUACUGUGCCUGGAUCACUACUCUCGUUCACUAUGGGUGAAUCACUGCUGAAAGAGGAUCCGCUCUCCAGGAUCCAGAGGGAGAUAAUAGAGGUCACAGAAAGAGAGAGAGAAUUCAAGGAAGGGCACUUCAGGGUGAACAAAAUGCUGUCGGAGUCGACGAUUGAGAUGAACCAUCAGAAUGGUCACAUGAAUGGUGACGCCGAGAAGCCGCCGCGUACGUUGAACCGUGCUGUAUCCACGUCACAGCUGCUCGGGCCCGUCGCCCCGUCGCCGCCCACACCACCGACCUUGCUAAACACAAAUGGCUACACGAGACGCUUCACACCUCAGAAUGGAACCAAAGGCAUCAUGCAAAGGUUCAUAGCCAACAAAGGGAAACUUCCUACAACCUCACCUAUGACGCCUACGUCGCCUGUCGCAUUCGCUCCACCUCUAAUCUUCACACCUUCCCCUGUAGUGGCCCCUAUCAGCCCUACAACGCCUAUCAUCACACGUACGCCCGAAGGCAAACCCGUGCGAAAAGGCUACGUACCUGUUGAGGAGAAAAUCCAGAAAGAGCUUCAAGAGAUGAAGGAUAGAGAACACGAGCUGAAACGUAUGAGGAAGAAACAGAGGCCUUUUGAUUUAGAGUUGAGCGAUAAUGAGACUAGCUCUGAGUCGGAGGACGAAGAGAUCCCGAUGCCAGGGAAAUUAAAGGCGACUAAAUCAAUAGGAGAGCUAUACGAGGCUUUAAAUGAUGAGCUGCGGUCUCCGUCGCCGAGAAACAGCUCAGGCCAUGAAUCUAUAGGAAGUUUGAAGCCGGCAAAAUCCUUGGCUGAGCUGUGUGAACUCAGUCCAGGACAGGAAUUCCUCGCGCCAAGUUCUACAAGACUCAUCGCGCAGUGGGAGUCCAUCAUCCAGCAGAAACAUGAAACUGGUGCGGCCUAACUGGUGUUACGAGAUAUCGUAUGAUAAGUCCAAUGUGAUCGUCGCUCGGACGCGGCGCCGAAAUGUGUGUGGGUUUUGGUAACUUUAUCUAGUGCGAAACACGAUACGGUACAGCGGACAGUCUAAUGAGCAGGUCGCGAGUGUGAGUGAACGCCUGGUGAAGAAAUUACAGCGGUUUUUGUCCCACAGACUUCAGCUGAUCGAUUUCUUUCAUCGAUCAGUCGCGGCGCGCAAUUAAUUUUCUCCCGAUCGCGAACAAUGCAAAUGAUGGUUAUCCGUAACAGCAAUUAUCUCGUGCAUGCGCUGUUGGAAAGCGGCCGAUACAUGAUCCGAACUCCUCGAAGUGUGAGUAAGUUUCUUCCUAUUGUUUGGUAGCUAAAUACUGAAAAACCUGGGUGUUUUGCGUCGCUUUCCCAGUCCGCGGGACAUGCCGCCGGCGCCAUUGUGCUGGCUUUCUUGGCGUUGUGAGAAAACUUAUGAUCAUAAAAACCGAUGAUUAGCCGGGAAUUCGCUCCCAGUGCCACAAUAAAGCGAUUAAUAACGCUAUUCAGCAUGACGUGGAUUGUUUUCUGUUUCCCGCGUGUCACCGCGGCUCUGUACGUGUGGUCAUUGCGUUAACUACGCCAAUAAUCUGUCAAAAGAUUAGGGAACUUUCUACUUCCACACAGUAGGAGAUUGAUGGAUGGGCUACGAAUGAGUGUUCGGCCGAAGCUGGCCUUCGAAUGUUUUGAUGGGCCGAGCAUCUCCAUUCGUGUUCAUAUUUCACUAUCAUUUAUAACUCUAAUGAGCGUUCGCUUGGCCCGUCAAUUGGGUCACUAGUGUUCCUUUCAAUUUCUAGUAUUAAUGUACUUAACUCUUUUCUUUAACGAGUGCCUUUGAAAGUCAGUAGUGUCAAAUAGCGUGCCUUAUUUACAUCUAGAUCUAGUGCACAGAUAUUGCUCUUUAUUUCUUUAAAUUUUAUAUAAUAUCCUAAUCUAAUGAAUUUUUACAUUCCAUUCUAUCUUUUAACUUUAUUUAAGGAACCAGUUCAAACAAUAAUGUUAAUUUGAGGCAGUUACUGAUUAAUUUUUAUGAUUAAUUAGUGCGUUAUGAAGGUAAAGGCAUCAACCUUGACUGUAGUUUCUUGAUGUUUCUUUUUCAUUUCUUAUGCAAUAUUGUUGCGUAUUUUUAUAUUCUAGUGCAUAGGCAAAACAACCAUGUCACUAGCCUUAGAUAUAGCCAUAAAAUGCGGUGUGUGUGGAAUGGGACACUGUCAUAACACGUGUUAUUAUGUCAUUCUAUGAAAAGCGUGCAAAAGAUUAAUAAUAUGUUGGGUUCUGAUUUUUGCAUUUUAUACAGUAUUUUUUAUAAGUGGGAUUGUAAUAGCAAUAGGGGUAGAUUUUGUGGUUAUUCGUUGGUAUUUGACAUAUUUGAAAACGUGAUAUGGCAUUUUCCCGAAAGGUUGGCAAAAUUGUUUUAAAGGCAUCCUCAAGUUACUCGUAAUCGAUUGACGAGAAUAGAUUUAAAAUUAUUAUUAUACCAAUUGCUAAUAACUCUUUAUUGGUGAAAUUUAGAGUACGACAUCGUAUUAGGUACUACCAUAAUUGUCUAUUUAGAGUUUAGAAAAAUACGCUAGUGUGCUUGAUCAACUGAUCUCUUUCUUACAGCGAAAAUGACGUGCGUAAGAAAAAGACGGAUGUAUUUUGUCAGCUUGACUGUCACACUUAACUAGUUUUGUACCAAUUAUGGUAGUACAGUUGCGUUUUGUCUAUUCUAUGUCAUUCCUUAAUGUUUUAGAGUCGGACCAAGGUAACUGUGCAUGGAAUUUGCAAAAUCAAAUUGUGGAAAUGUCACCAAUAACUUUCAUCAAAAUAUGACAUUUCUAAUGAUACUCCCUCAUUUUGUUCGUCCAAAUCGGUGCAAAGUUAUCUUAGACGGGCUGUAAAUAUAUUCUGCUGGACUAUUUUAGCAUAAUAAUAAAUUAGUCAAAUUAAUUUAAUUUUAUUAGUUACUAGAGCAAAAUAAUAAUAAUUGAGAUUGAUAGUAUUAAUUGUUGCAAUAAGGCCGAUGGUGCCACCAUAGGAUCUUGUUGAAAUAUUUAUUAUACAAAAUGCUCGUCCAAAUAUUGGCGACAGCUAGGUAUUUAUAAAAGCCAUCCUGAAUGUUUUUCUAUUGGAAAAUAACUGAGACUACAAAAAGUAUAGAACUUGUUCAACUUGUACACAUGUCUAUUUGCAACACGACGUUGAAAAUCGGUGAUAGAAAUUUUAUAGUUUGUCUAACUUUAGUCUUCACCGCUAUUUUUUUUUUUUCAAAAUAUGUCGCUCCUAUAGUUGCACCGAAAACUUUUAACUUAGCACUCCAAGGUCAAUGUGGGUAAAACCGGAAUAUAAAAUUUUUGGUUGUGAAGACCGUAUAGGGCAAGAAAUCGUAUUUGUACGUACUUCACUCAGACACAGUCAGAAAGGAAGAGCUUCUCUCCUGCUCUACAUUCUGUAAGAGGAAUAUGUGUACAAACAUAAGAGUUAGAAACGACGAAAGAGUUUGCAGAUCUGAAGGUCUGCUCCACAUUGACCUCAGGUACCUUAGAAAACUAUUAAAGGUCGCUACAUACGUAUAAUCGCAACAUUUUUUCAUCCGGCAUACGCAAGAAAAUUUUAUAAAUAUGAUAACGGGAGUGUUUCGUCUAUAUUUUGAUUUUCCCAACGAGGCUUUUAUGAUACAACGUCGUGUUGCACUUAAAUAUGCCUGUGCUAUGCAAUUACUUAUGCUAUUAAAAAAACUUUUGAAUUACUACAUGUAGGUCCAUGAUGGAUACUUUCUUAACGUUCCGUAAAAAAUGUGAUAAUAAAUUGCCUUAAUAUUGUUAACUUUACAUUAUAUUAUAUACAGUUUUGUAAAAUACCGUUCCGACCGUUUACAAAUGAAAUGAACUACUUAUUUAUAUUGUGCAUAGUAGUUAAAUUGUUAAUUUAUACAUAUUUAAGUUUUUGAAAUAAAUACAUUGUGAAAAGCA
This is a messenger RNA of Cydia fagiglandana, 4032 nucleotides long. RefSeq lists its product as uncharacterized. Bases 141 to 1037 code for a protein of 298 amino acids. NCBI's taxonomy places the organism in Eukaryota, Metazoa, Arthropoda, Insecta, Lepidoptera, Tortricidae. The record is from RefSeq and is a predicted model, not a curated record. The transcript has 2 exons.